This is a messenger RNA of Theileria orientalis strain Shintoku, 2901 nucleotides long. Its product is annotated as Requim, req/dpf2. The coding region runs from base 1 to 2901 and encodes 966 amino acids. Lineage: Eukaryota; Apicomplexa; Aconoidasida; Piroplasmida; Theileriidae. The record is from RefSeq and is a predicted model, not a curated record. The transcript has 3 exons.
AUGACAAGUCUUAAAUACUUUAAGGACGAAAAGGAAGAAUACGACCCUUACACAAAGGAAGAGACUAACGUGUCGGAAGUUGUGGACUGCUCAGACUAUCAAGUGGAGAGGAAUCUAGAGGGCAGCCCCGAGAACAGAAAUGAGGCGUUGAGCAACGACGGAGACCCGCAAGCAGACAACUCAUCCAAGUUCACGAGCCUGUUCAGCGAUUUGGACGACGAUCUGCUCGACUCAAUAGACAAGUACCUGUACAAAGCCGGCAUUAAGAGAGAGUCGGAUGUGCUGCUGGAUGACCUGGAGGAACCUUUGAAGGAAAGUCAGCCAUUAGCAUCAGGAAAGAGGGCUAAAAGGAAGAGUAAAAAGGAGGAAGACGGGACGAAUGGUACCGGUAGUGGAGGGGAUAGCGAUGUCGCUAAGGGAGGUGGUAGUGAUAGUGGUAGUGGAGGUGGUAGUGGUACUGGCAAUAGUACCAAUGCUAAUGACGCUAUUAAAGAGGGCAAUGACGCAACCGGAAGAACCUGGUCUGAAAAGCUAAGUAGGAUUGGCAGCAGAAGGAACAGCUUUGAGGAGGACGAAGUGAUAAGCAUAACUGACACCACACCGCCGAAACUAUACACCAUUACAACGAACAUUGACACCGCACCCACAGACGAAGCCGCCAUUCCAGCAAGCUUAAACUACGAGGAGGAUCUGCCAAUCAAAAAGUCGAGGCUAAAAAUAAUUCCAGAUUCCCAAAGAUAUACGUCUUCAGACAGUGGGACGGUAAAAGAAGAAUUCGCACUCACAUCGAUGGAAAUUUGUGCUUCAACAGGAAAGUGCUCCUGCAGCAGUGCCUGUGACCACACUGCCUGCAACUGCAGUCACCACCACGCUUGCCACAUGGGCUGCGGAGUUUGCGGAUUCGACCUCUUGGGGCACAGACUGGCGUCCAGUGCAAAUGGGAGCAAUGGAGCACAGGGAUCGCACGGUAUGACAAGCACUUUAUUUCCAAGGAGUAAGGAUGGAAUUACCAAGUCGGUUGCCAGUGAGGAUGAUCACAGUAACGUGGCAACGCCGAAGAAUAAAUACGCGGACUCAAAUGAUGGAAAAAGAGCAAAUGUGACCAGUCCGAGUGGAGUGAGAACAAACGUGUCAGGCUCAUACGACUCAGACUCGAGCGAGGAAGAAGAGGACGUGGACGAGUGCAUAAUAUGCAGCGAGUCGAUGAAGAGUGAGUUGAAAAAUGAAAUAGGAGUGCUGGACGUGUGCAGCCACAUCUUCUGCUUCAAGUGCAUUAAGAUGUGGUCGGACAGAGCGAACUCGUGUCCACUGUGCAAGAGGGAGUUUGCACACAUAAGGAAGGUUAACCUGUACAACAUACAGGACCUGAUAGAAAAGUACUACCUGCUGACAAGCGCAACAGCCAAUGCCGGCACUAGUGCAAGUGCCGGCAUUGGCGGCAGUGGCAUCUUCGGAGUGGAGGUGACUGGAUCAGUUGGGCCGACGAGCAGCGCAGAAAGAAGAGAAAACAAGUACUGGAGAGAAAGAAGGCUGCGCUGCAUAAGGAAAAAUAAAAUAUCGAAGCUGAAGAAGAUAAUACGAGAAAUGAUUAACUGGUAUGACCUGAUACCGUCACUGAAAGUUAAAGUGGACAGAAAGAAGCUGCAGGGAGAGGAAGAGGACGAAGGGUGCGCAAUAUGCGGAAACGACGAUAACUGGCCGCAGCUGCUGCUAUGCGAUAACUGCGACAAGGGCUACCACAUGUACUGCCUGGACCCGCCGCUGACAGAGGUGCCACCAAACAACUGGUACUGCGCACAGUGCAACAUGGAAGCAGGAGUGACCAUAGCAGGAGAAACGUAUGGCCUAAGAAGAGGAUCGACAGGAACGAGUGGAAGGUCAGAGUCGACGAGAGGAAGAAGAAGUAGAAGGCAUAAUAGCACCACAACGGAGAGCACGAGAGCCACAAGGAGAAGUAGAAGUACUAGAGCAAGCAGCAGAAGCCUACUGGACACAUUAUUGCAAGAGCAAGCAGAGGAACUGGACAUGAUGAGCCUAGAAGGAAGGAGCGGGUCAGGGAUAGUGAGUAGAGACAGCCUAGAAAAUAUUAUCAGAGACAGCAUAAUAUCGAUCAGCAGCACGGCAACUAACCCAAGAACAAGCUCACUUAACACAGUGGCGACGUCAGGAAGAAGGCCCAGAAGAAGAGGAGCAGAAGCAGAGGCGCUGGAGGAGGAAGUGAGAACUAAUUUGCUGUCGCAGGUGUACAUGGGACUCAACAGAAGCAUUAACAUAGAAAGAGGAUCUAACAGAGUUUCUGAAACGAUGGGCACUACAGGAGGUAGUUUCGGAGAAAGGAGCACAAGUAUCACGAACAGCAUCCUGACGAGAGACUUUAACCCGGACAUAGUGAAAAGCAAUGCUGCCAGGGACUGGAGAACAAACAGAACGAUGACGCCACCCUCCACAUCCAUUGCAUUCGAAGAUGCAAACACGGAGAACAUAAAGGAGACAGUGAAGGGGAGGCUGAGGAGGUUCAACUUUAAAACCAAGAACGUGGAUCAGCUGAUAAAGGAGUCGCUGGAAAGCAUAGACAACUACCUGGCGUUCAACACAGUGCCCGCAGCAGACAUUGACCUAAUCAGUCAGACAACAUCCACGUCCACAAGCGCACUCAACAGGGCAAGGCUGUCAGCACCAACAGGGAACACAGAGAGUGCCCCAACGGGAAGUAGCACGGCAAACAGCAUUCCGAGCGUCACAGAAGACGCUCGGAAUGCGGCAACCGGAAGAGAAAAAAAAUAUACAUCAUUCAUAUAUAGAUAUAAGACGAUAACGAGCGACUACCGCGAGAGACCGAGAAGCCAGAGCAGAAGGCAGGAGCCGUACAUCAACGGGAAGACCGUAAAAUACCUGUUUUAA